Xiphophorus maculatus (southern platyfish) is the source of this 2371-nucleotide messenger RNA. RefSeq names its product MAP3K7 C-terminal like (gene map3k7cl). The transcript is spliced from 5 exons. Bases 387 to 818 code for a protein of 143 amino acids. Gene Ontology annotation, cellular component: cytosol; nucleus. The record is from RefSeq and is a predicted model, not a curated record. Lineage: Eukaryota; Metazoa; Chordata; Actinopteri; Cyprinodontiformes; Poeciliidae.
GUGAACAGCAUUCCCGCUCUGCGUGCCUGAAAACUGAGUUUACUCCACUCCGCGUGGCUGCAGUCUGCGGAUAACACAUGCGUGCCGAGGCAAACUUAAGCUGUGGGUGACAUUAACAGCUGAGGCGAGCAAAGUGUACAUCUUUUCUUAAAUCUUACUAAUCACAAAAUAAUGAAGGGAUUUUAGUAAAAGUACAGAUUGAAGAAUACAUUAGUUUUUCUAUUUUUGCUGAUCUGGAUUUGCUCAGGAGUGGCAACGGCUGACAUAAGGGGCAAUAGGGAAGACCCCAAUCCUUCCCAAUUGAGGAUUUACUCAACUGCUUGGAUCUGAACUUUUCAGUAACCUGCAGCAUUUUCUGGUUUAGUUUGGAUCUGCUUCAGGGAUAAAUGAUCACCUCAACCAGAAGAGUGUCUCCUGAUAAAUCUGAAGUUAGAAUAGCCUUCAGCCUCGAUGACACAUCAGAUAUAAAAGAUGUGGAAGAUCUGUCACAGGCCUUCCCUGACCUUGAACAACGUUUAGAGCCUGUGCCACCUUGCAUGUCCCUAAGAGAGAGCGUUCAGGUGUACAAAGAGCACUGCAGGAUGGCCAGAGAGUUCCAUCAUGUAAAACACGAGAUCUCUGUCCUCGAGGAACGCAAGCGAAAGUUGCUGGCGGAGUUGGUGGAAGAUGAGAAGGUAGCUGUAGAGAUCGCCCGUCUCGAGGAGGAGUUUCAGCGCUUAACAGAGGAGAACCACACAUUGGUGACCCUCCACAGUGAGCGCAGGCAGCAGCUGGAGAGGCUUUGCCUCACCAAUCGAACAAGGCAAGACUCCUCUUGACCUCCGACCUCCCAGAAACUGAGUCUACCAGACUUUCAGCUGACAGCAGACCAGCGACCAGCAGACUGUUUUCAUGUGCAGUCUUUGAAUUGUCUAAUUACACUGACAGGACCUGUUUCUGUGGAUGAUCUGAGUCAUUUAUGUGAACCUCAGAUGUACACUUGUCAUCACUGAGAAGUUGUUAGAGUGAUUCUAAUCAGCAAUGAUAGAUUUUUAGGGUGCUGUUUUAUUGUUUUUUUUAUUUGCUGAGCCAUACUGGUCAUAAUAACAGAACAAUGUAUUGCAACAGUAUUUAUAUCAUGUGAACUUUUUUACAUUUAGUCACAUCAUAAUUGCAAAAUUCAAUAUAUUUUAUUUAAACUUUAAGUGAUAGAUCAACCUAUUCGAAUUGCACUCAAUCUAAUUCACUUUCACAGCCCUAAACAACAUGCAGUUGGCUUCAGGUGUCACCUAAUCAGUAAAUUGCAGUCAAUCUGUGUAAUGUGCUUUUUAUUCAAUCUCUCUGAAUCAACUUUUUUUUUUUUAAAUAAUUCUUCAGUGCAAUUAAAAUUGUAAGUCAUUUGGGUCUCUUUGGAGAUGUUGAGUGUAUUUUACCAAUCAAAAUAGUUCCUAUUGGAUCCACCUGGAUUCAGAUCUGCACUUUGACUAGGACCUUCUAAAACAUAACCAUGCUUUUAUCUAAACAUUUCCCUCUUUGCUUAGAUUGUAUGUUUAAGUUUUUUGCAGCAUCUAGUAUGAUUUAUUUUUAUUUUUUGCUCUGUUUUGAGUUCCAAAGAAAACCCAUACAAAAGGAAGACACUGCCAACACCUUGUUUCACAGUGGAGAGUGGACAUGGUGUGUUGAGGUUGAUUUGUUUCUUAAUCAUAUAGUGUACAUACAAUGUAUGCCAAAAGGUUGUAUUACAGUCUCAUCUGACAAGAACAGGUUCUUAUACAAAUUUACUGUCCCUCCAAAUGAUCUGUGAAACUUCAAUGACUCUCUAAAAACAAUAGUUUUCUUUCCACCAUAAAAAGUCAUACUUUUAAUUUUUUGAUUUCUAAAAACAAUGUUCAAACUGUGCAUCAGUUUCCUUACUUUUCAUAACUAUGAGCUGCUUUCAGUUGGUCAGUCACAUAAAAUCCCAGUAAAAUAUAUUGAAUUUUGUUACUGGAACAUGACAAAUGUAAAAAAAAUUUAAAAAACUUUAUGAGUUCAAACUACUUAUGCAGAUUGAGUGACUGUGACCUGAUGUGGUAAACCAAAUUCAGGUCUUGUGGAAAGUCAGAUGCUUCAUCUAAGGGAGCAAAAUGGACCAUUUUGGCUAUGGUCCAAAAUGUUAUCACAAAUUUCAGUGUUAAAAACUCUGUGAGGGAAAUUAAAUUACCAAACUCUUUGGAAGGAAUUAUAAGAAUAAAAAAUAAUCUAUUAGUAGUAUCUGCUGUCAGAGUUGUAAAUUAUCAUUUACAUUUUGUGAUCAGUGGUGUAAGUGGAAUAGUGUUAUCCUGUAAAUAGGAAAGUAAACAACAUUAACUGCUGUUUUUUUUUCCUCUAAUAAUAAAAAGACAUUUUAUUG